Molecule: messenger RNA, 7006 nt
Organism: Gadus macrocephalus (Pacific cod)
Lineage: Eukaryota; Metazoa; Chordata; Actinopteri; Gadiformes; Gadidae
Gene: myo15ab
Product: myosin XVAb
Cellular component (GO): myosin complex; cytoskeleton
Molecular function (GO): cytoskeletal motor activity; protein binding; ATP binding
Source: RefSeq, a predicted model, not a curated record
CAGCAUUAGCCCUAUAUGUCCAUGUCUGUUGUUUGUCUCCAGAUCACAUUUGAACACUUUUCCUCUGGUUCUGCUGACGCCGUGAGAGGACUCGGGGAACAUGUCAACAGACGAGCGGCUCGUCGCAGUGGUCGCCUGUGCGCCGGGCCCCUGUACCUCACCGGUAAAACGGAAGCUUCGCGGUACGGACCCACACGAGGGUACUCCACCUCCGCGACCACAGACCUGCCGCAGCCACGCUUUGUGACACUGAAGGGUAUGAUGGGUGUAGUGGGCUGGACGCUCCUCCUGCUCUCCCAGAUCGUAGUGCCUGUGACGUCCCAGAAGCCCCCAGCACUCUCGGUGGGAGUGAUCCUGGGCCAGACGCGUCCUGUCAGCGACCAGGAGAUGCUGCCGCCUCGUCGCCCUGACGAUACCCUUGAGGUCUCAGUGGUCGCUCUCAGGAUCAACCAGACGGACCCCAAGUCUGUGAUCACACAGGUGUGUGAGCUGCUGUCACGCACCCGCCUCCAUGGCCUCAUCUUCGCUGACGGCACUGACCAAGAAGCCAUAGCGCAGAUCCUUGACUUCCUGUCUGUUGAGACGCAACUUCCUGUCCUGGGAGUCCACGGAGGCUCCUCGAUGAUCAUGGCUGACAAGGAUGAGAGGUCAACAUUCUUCCAGUUCGGGGCGGCCCUGCAGCAGGAGGCGCUGCUCAUGCUCAGCAUCAUGGAGGAGUACGACUGGCACAUCUUCUCCAUCGUCACCUCCAAGUUCCCCGGGUACCAGGACUUCAUCAGCACACUGAAGGUCACUGCGGACCACAGCUUUGUGCGCUGGGACCUGCAGAGUGUGGUGACUCUGGACGCCGUGGACAUAGACCAGAACUCCAAGUCCCACAUCGCCCUCAAGAGGAUUCAGAGUCCCGUGAUACUGCUGUACGAGGAGUACAUGAGGGAGCAGAUUGAAUGGCAGCAGCAGGCCUUCAGCCACAACCAGGACUGUCUGGACCUCAUCGCCGCUAAGCCCCAUGGGAUACUGCGCAUACUGGAUGACCAGAGCGGGUUCCCCCAGGCAACGGACCACACCUUUCUUCAGAAGUGCCAUUAUCACCAUGGUGACAACCCAUUGUAUGCCAGGCCCAAGAUGCCCCUUCCAGAAUUCACCCUCAGACACUAUGCUGGGAAGGUCACCUACCAGGUGCAGAAGUUCCUUGACAAGAACUUUGACAGUGUCCGCCAGGAUGUGCUUGACCUCUUUAUCCAGAGCAAAAACAGAAUGGUGGCCAACCUGUUCCUGAAGCACUCGGAGGGUGUGUCCCAGCAGCGCUCCAACGCGCGGAACAGCAGUGUGGUGCGGCGUUUCCAAGCCAACACAGUGAGCGCCAAGUUCCAGAGCAGCCUACAGGAGCUCCUGGAGAAGAUAGAGAGGUGUAAGCCCUAUUUCGUGAGAUGCAUCAAGCCAAACCAUCACAAGGAACCCGGGGUGUUUGACAUGGAGCUGAUCAGCACUCAGUUGCGGUACUCUGGUAUCCUGGAGACCAUCCACAUUAGGAAGAUUGGUUAUCCAAUCAGAAUGCACUUCCACACGUUCCUGUUCAGGUAUAAAGGCCUGCUGUGCUUGGAGGACCCCCCUGUGACUGAUGGAGAGAACUGCGUGAUAAUGCGCAAGCUUUGUCCCCUGAAACCUGGCACCUUUCAACUCGGAGUCACCAAAAUCUUCCUAAAGGAGGAGCUGUACCAGCUGUUGGAGGGGAAGCGCGAUCGCCUCCUGACCUUGGCGGCCAUGACGCUGCAGAGAUACGCACGCAUGUUCUUUGUCCGCAGGAAGUUUGUCAAGUUCAAGCGCCGCAUGAUGCAGCUGCAAGCACACUCCAGGGGCUACUUACUGAGGAAGAAGUUGGCUCUGACGAGGCGGUACCUCAUUAAGCUCCGCUCGGCGGUGCGCCUGAUUGUCAACCGUCAACGCUACAUGAGGACAGUAGUGGAGCCUGCCAGGAGAGUGGAGGAGGAUCGCAUCAACAGAGAGGUGGUGGAUGUGACAACACUUCCUGUUCCUGCUGAGUUGGCUGUCCUGCUGCAAGCGGCGUCAGGAGGUUCUGAGCUGCACUCAGACUGCCUGGCCCUGGUCCAGGCUCCGACGGUGCAGGUGGAGUCCCAGCUCACCCUGCCGCUGGACAUCAACAACUACCUCAUGACUCACUACAUCAGGGCUAUAUUCAGGGAGCCAUUGUUUGGGAUGCUAACAGCGCCUCUGGAGCUCUCUCUGACCAGGACGGAUGCAGAAUCCAAACAGAGAUCCCUGGAUGUCUUCAUUCUGAUACUGCGGUUCAUGGGGGACCCGGAUCUGAACGGGGCCCAGGAGAACAUGUUUGGGAACUUCAUCAUCCAGAGAGGACUAGCCAAACCCAGCCUCCGCGACGAGAUCCUGGCCCAGGUGGCCAACCAGGUGUGGAGGAACCCCAACGCGCUGAACUCUGAGCGGGGCUGGCUCCUGCUGUCAGCCUGUCUCUCUGCUUUCCUGCCAUCUCAAAGGCUUGCCAAGUACCUUCUCAAGUUUGUGUCUGACUACGGUCCCGACGGCUACGACUGCGUCUGCCAGCACCGCCUGCUGCAGGCCCUGCAGCGGGUCAGCGCCGGGCCGGAGCACGUGCGCACGUACCCGCCCUGCCUGCUGGAGUGGACGGCCAACCGCAAGAGAGCGCACACCGUGCUGCACAUACACUGCUUUGAUGGUUUGUCCUUUCUGUGUCCCCUCCACUCCUGGACGACAGGAGAGGAGCUCUCAAAGGACAUCCUACAACACAGGGGCGUGGUGGAGGGCCGUCGCGGCUGGUCGGUGCUGCUGAAGGAGCCUGCCCAGUGGGUGGAGCUAGAGGGAUCGGACUACGUCCUGGACCUGAUGUCUGACCUGGAGCUGCCCGCAGACUUCCCCAAGCACAGCAGCUACUUCAUCAUCUCCGCCCAGGAGCCGACCCGGGUCCGGCCCAACGCGAGCAUAAGCUUGUUGGGCAGUGGGUUUGAUGUGAAUGAUGUCACAUCCUCCAUCCUACCUUCCUCUGAUGGAGCCUACCAAGACUUGGAUCGCCAGCGAGGAAUGGAUCACUAUCUUGACAGCCUGUUUGACCCUGUACUUUCCGAUGGGAAUGGACAGGAGGAGGAUGCAGCAGCGUUGAGCUCCAGGAUGCGAGGGGGAGGGGGUGUGGGCGGAGGCUGGGGGGACAGAGAGGAGUCUGAACGGAGCGUCUACUCCCCCCCACCCCCGGCUGGAGCUGUGCGAGUACUGCCGGUGGGAGGGGUGAUGACACCUCCCAGCUUCGCCUUGGCACCCGUUGCCCCAGUGGCCCCAGUAGCCCCAGUGGCCCCAGUAGCUCCAGAUAAUCAACAGGCGGUGCUGGCCCAGCAGCAGGCUAUAAUGAACCAGCAAGCCAUCAUCAUGGCCCAGCAGAUGACCAUGCAGGCCAUGGCCAUGGUGGGCGGCCCGGUGACCAGCCCGCCCACCACCCCCAUCACCAGCCCCCCCAUGAGCCCCCUGCUCCACCACCCGCCCAGCCCUUACGGCGCCACCAGCCCCUACUCCACCUACAGCUCCUUCCCCCCCAGCCCCUACGGCACCAUCCCCCCAAGCCCCUAUGCUGCUGCUGCUGCUGCUGCCGCUGUCUCUGCUGCUGGGGACGUUCCACCCAGCCCCUACCCUCCAAUCACCCACCAGGCCACUGCGUCCCCAGCCCAGGGCCGGGGCAACGGCCAGGCCCAGGCGUCACAGGCCUCUGGCCAGAGGCCCGUGGGUCAGCCCAACGUCGCUGGCAAACCCGGAGCUCCGAAGAUGAAGGCCAACCCCAACCCGACUCCCAUGCCGGAGUCCAAUAAAGACAGCAUUACCAGGAGGAGAGCUCCAGGGAUCCCCAUUAACAAGGACAAGCCAGCCAAGAAGUUUGCUCCGGUGGUGACAACUCCUCUGCCCCCUAGUGGUGACGUGGUGAAGUACUCAGCUCGCACCCAUGACCACAUGAUCCCCAGCCAAGACAUCAAAGAUAUUAUUAGACGUUAUGACUCACCACCGCCCGCCACUGACCCACUACCGGCUGAAAAGAGCCGACCAGAUGGGAAGUUCAGGAAGAAGCAGAGCCCUCGGGAUGAGGCACUACAGAUCCUCAGACCACAGAUAGACAAUCCUCCAGCUCCCCAGCCCAGACGCCCCGCGGCGCAGUAUCCGUCCGCCUCCACAGGCUACAAACCCGCCAAGAAGAAAGGACCUUCACGGCCUGUCCCCCCACCUCCUCCAAUUUCCCGGGAGCUUCCUGUGGAGACGGAGAGGAUCCAGACCCAGCUCCACCAGAGCAACAACCAGGAUUGCUACACCUGCACCAACGUGCCCUGGAGGCUGUACCUGCGCAAAGAGGUGUUCUAUCCUAAAGACAGCUUCAACCACCCCCUGAUGCUGGAACUCAUCUUCAAGCAGAUUGUGAAUGACACUCUGUCAGAGGCGUGCGUUCGCAUCACGCGGGAUGAAAGGCAGAAGAUGAAGGCCCUGUUCGUUAAACACAGAGUCCAACAGAACAUGGACCCCGUUGAUGACAGUGUGAAGAAGACGGUCGUCACGGCAGCCAGAGAGACCUGGGAGAUCUACUUCUCUCGCCUCUUUCCUGCUUCAGGCAGUGUGGGAACAGGAGUGCAGCUGCUGUCCGUGUCCCACAGUGGUAUCAAGCUGUUAAAAACGGUCAAGAGCAGCGCGGCGGCGCCAGACUACUUCAGAGUACUGCGGCCGUACACCUACGCAGACAUCCUGUUCGUCACCAUCCCCUCAGAGAACAUGCUGGAGUUCAACCUGACCAACGAGAAGCUGAUCCUGUUCUCAGCCAAGGCCCCGCAGGUCAAGCACCUCAUCGACACCUUCAUCACCGAGAUCAAGCAGGACUCGGACUACGUGAUAGCCGAGAGGAACUUCGUGACGGACGAUCACUCGCGCCUCAGUUUCCACAAAGGCGACAUCAUCAGGGUGCAAGUGAUGGACGGCCUGGAGAAGGGGUUCAGCUAUGGAUGUGUGGUGAGGAAGAAGGUGGUGUUCCUGGAGGAAAUGAAGAGAGAUACUCAGGAGUUUGGGUGGAAGUUUGGCGCGGUGCACGGACGCUCCGCGGCCUUCCCCGUGGAGUGCGUCCGCCCCGUGGCCGCGCCCGACUUCCUGUCCGUCCCGCUGAACCGCACGGCGGAACCCCGGGGAGGGGCGGGGCAGUUCGCCGUGUCGUCGGCCGUGGCCGUGGCCGUGGCGUCCACCAUGGCCGCCCAUGAGAUAGACCCGACGUUAGAGAGGGUGUCACUUGAGGAGUUUGAUCUCCGUGGCGAGGGAGAUACGUACGAUAGUCUCCUGCAAGACAGCAAAUAUGACAUGGUUGAGUUCGCCAAGAACUUCUUCAGACAGGGCACGCCAGGAAAGAGUGACUCCCUGAAGAGCAGGGGCAAGACCAUGGCUCCCAGAGAGCCAUCUGAGAUGAUCAAGUUCUCCAAGACGCCGCUUACCCAGUCUCUGAUAGAGUUCACUGACCCCGCCUUGAACAGAGUGGCAGCGGAUCUCUUCCUGUCCGUGAUGCGCUUCAUGGGGGACCAUCCAAUCAAAGGUCUCUCAGAGCAGGAGGUGGUCAGCACCUUCCUCAAGCUUAUUGGCGAGUUCAGUCUGAUGAAGGAUGAGGCUUACUGCCAGGUCCUCAAGCAACUGACCGCUAACACCAGCUCUAAACCGGACAGUUGCCAGAGAGGCUGGAGGCUGUUGUACAUCCUGACGGCGUUCCAUCGCUGCUCAGAGGUCCUGAAGCCUUUCCUCUUCAAGUACCUGCAGCACGCCUACCUCAGUGCCGGAGUGCUGUUCCAGGGAAUUGCUAAGGCCUGUGAGCAGAACCUGAAAAAGACGUUUCAAUAUGGAGGGCGCGUGAUCCCUCCAAACAGCAUGGAGCUGAAGGCUAUGGUGGCUGGACGGAGCUCCAAGCGACAGCUGUUUCUCUUGCCAGGAGGUAUUGAGCGUCACCAAAAGAUCAAGACAUGCUCUGUGGCUCUGGACGUGAUCGAGGAGCUGUGUUACGAAAUGGGCCUGCACCGGCUAGAGGUUAUGGAUGAAUACACUGUGUUCCUGGUCACCAGUAGAGGUCAGAACGUGCGUCCUCUGAAUAAGCAAGAGUACGUCCUGGACAUCGCCACAGAGGCAGAGGAGGUGGACAGCAACUACAGCUUCUGGUUCCGCCGGGUCGUCUGGACCCAGCCGCUCAAGUUUGACAAUGAGCUCUCUGUGUCCAUGCACUACAACCAGGUCCUGCCCGACUACCGCAAAGGCCUUUUAAAUGUGCUUCCCCGGGGGAAAGUAAGCGAUCAGCAGUUCCACCAGAUCUCCAAAUUAGCCUCCCUGCAGCACAGAGCCAAGGACAUAAUCUUCAUCCCCAGCAUCCAUGAAUUGUCGGAAUACAUCCCCCCGCCUCUUUUUGGAAAGCAGCCGCCCCAGCAGUGGGUUACUAUGGUGACACAGCACAUGCAGCAAGUGCAGUCGCUAAGCGCGCACCAGGCCAGAGCGCAGUACCUGGGGCUGGUCAGCGCCUUCCCCAUGUUUGGCUCCUCCUUCUUCUACAUCCAGAGCAGUAGCUCCACCUCUUUGUACGCUCCUUGUAUUCUCGCUGUCAAUCAACAUGGCCUCCACUUUCUGCACAAGGACACGCAUGAAAUCCUUCAUGUGGUCCCCCUGGCGGAGGUACAGUCGGCACGCACCCAGAGGCCCACGGCUGGCACAAGCUACCCCUAUGUAGACCUAACCCUGGGAGACAUGAACACACAAAGGGUGGUUCAACUUCAAUUGGAGCAGGGCCUGGAGUUGUGUCGGGUGAUUGCCAUGCAGGUAGAGAACAUGAUGUCGUUACGAGAGAAGAGACUAAUCCUUCCGGCGAGUGAAAUUACCAUGUUGUAACUCAUGGCAACGCCCACUCCUGCGGGCAAGGCCAUAGGCACACAUAGGCAUUAGGCACAUAAAUGCACUUCACAGCACAAACACA